CGAGACAGUACCACCAUGCUGACUAUUCUCUUAUCUGUAGCAUUCCUGGGAUUCGCAUCGUCGGAUAUCAUCAACUGUGCGGCCCUUGACUGUUUUCCUAUGGGUCCACAUGUGUGCGGGAAUGACGGCAACACGUACUCUAGCGGUUGUGCCAUUGUGCUGCAUAAUUGUUGGCAGAAGGAUAACGUCAAAGUUGCUCACAACGGGCCCUGUGGAAAGCGCGACGUUUUGGACACAUCAUGGGGUGGGAUUAACUGUGCAGCCCUUGACUGUUUCCCUAUGGGCCCACAGGUGUGCGGGAAUGACGGCAACACGUACUCAAGCGGUUGUGCUAUAAUGCUGUAUAAUUGUUGGCAUAAGGCUGGCGUGAAAGUCGCCCACAGUGGGCCGUGCUGAAUACGCGAAAUAUUGUACGGCAGAAGGCAAAUGUGAGAGUUGUCCAUACGGGGAAAGGCAAUGACACCGAGAAAGACCUUCAGGAAUUGUAUCACCGUAUCUUAUCACUGAAGUGUAAAACGAUAUUGCCAUAUAAAAGUGCAUUUCAAGCGAAGCGAA
Messenger RNA from Liolophura sinensis, 555 nucleotides. Its product is annotated as agrin-like. Gene Ontology annotation, molecular function: protein binding; extracellular matrix binding; collagen binding. The coding region runs from base 16 to 396 and encodes 126 amino acids. Lineage: Eukaryota; Metazoa; Mollusca; Polyplacophora; Chitonida; Chitonidae. The record is from RefSeq and is a predicted model, not a curated record. Gene Ontology annotation, biological process: anatomical structure development. The transcript is spliced from 8 exons.